Molecule: messenger RNA, 1478 nt
Organism: Ziziphus jujuba (common jujube)
Lineage: Eukaryota; Viridiplantae; Streptophyta; Magnoliopsida; Rosales; Rhamnaceae
Product: ras-related protein RABC2a
Exons: 6
Coding region: 323-961 (212 amino acids)
Molecular function (GO): GTP binding; GTPase activity
Source: RefSeq, a predicted model, not a curated record
UCAAGUACGUAUUCCACAUACACCACCUGCCAACCCCACAAUCCUUUCUCUCUCUCUCUUUCUGAUAUAUCUCUCAGGAAGUUUCCCAUUUGCUUUCUCUUCCUGAAAUACCAGUCUUCCUUUUUUCUUUCUCACUCUGGUAUUCUGUUUCUUCUUUUUUUGUGGUGGGGGUUAAAAAGAGAGGAAAAAAAGAGAAAAAAAAAAAAAAAAGCUUGUUUUAUGGGAAAGAACCACCAUUCAGUUCACUGAACAUAUAACACACUGAAAAAGAGAGAGAGGUUUUCUUUUGCAUUUGGGUAUAGAAGUAGAGGAGUUAUUAUAUAUGGGUUCUAUAACAAAAGGAGGGAAUGGUAAUUAUGAUUACUCAUUCAAGAUACUUUUGAUUGGUGAUUCUGGGGUUGGCAAGAGCAGUAUCUUGCUCAGCUUUAUCUCCAACUCUGUUCAGGAUCUUUCCCCAACUAUUGGUGUGGAUUUCAAGAUUAAGCUGUUAUCAGUUGGCGGGAAAAGAUUAAAGCUUACGAUUUGGGACACAGCUGGACAGGAGAGGUUUGGAACAUUAAUAAGCUCUUACUACAGAGGUGCACAUGGAAUCAUUUUUGUUUAUGAUGUCACACGUCGAGAAACAUUCACAAACUUAUUGGAAAUAUGGGCAAAGGAGGUAGAUCUCUACUCCACAAAUAAGGAGUGCAUCAGAAUUCUAGUUGGGAACAAAGUUGAUAAGGAUAAAGAAAGGGAAGUAACAAGAGAAGAGGGGAUGGCCUUUGCACAAGAGCAUAGAUGUUUGUUUCUUGAAUGCAGCGCUAAAACCAGAGAAAAUGUUCAACAGUGCUUUCGAGAUCUUGUGUUAAAGAUAAUGGAAGUGCCAAGUUUACUAGAAAAUGGAUCAGUAACAGUGAAGAGACAAAUAUUGAAGCAGAAACAAACGUACCAUGCACCGCGUGGUGGUGGUUGCUGCUCUUGAUAAAACAUGAAAGAACACCUUUAGCAAUGCUAAAGCAGAAUUCUGCAUAGCCAAGAGAGAAGAACUUGAGGUGUCACAAUGGCAAUUUGGUUCGACAUAUCAUUGUCCAUUCUUCACCAUGAUCCAGUCUAGAUGAGUACAUAUUCUUCAAAAGGCUUUUUGAAGCAACUUUCAUCACUUUCAUUACAGUUUUGGGAAUAUAAGGGUUUUAGCGACAGCUUCCUGUUUUUAUAUACAUCUGUUUCUCUGUUUAAUAUCCUCUAUAGGUGUUAAGAGAAUCUGUUAUUUAUUUCUGUCAACAACAUGUAGAAGGAUCCAGGUAUUAUAGGGUGAAUAAACUGACUUGCCAUCGUAAUAAUGAGUUUGUAUCCGAAAACUUAUUUAAUGUAUAAGAGAUGUACAGUAUAGAAAAUGGCUUUUAGUCCACAUGUUUAUAUCCGAAAACUUAUUUGAUGUAUAAGAGAUGUACAGUAUAGAAAAUGGCUUUUAGGCCACAUGGAUGCUUAUUCAUUUUGCA